Glossina fuscipes is the source of this 1830-nucleotide messenger RNA. Its product is annotated as synaptic vesicle glycoprotein 2A-like. Gene Ontology annotation, biological process: transmembrane transport. The transcript is spliced from 8 exons. Gene Ontology annotation, molecular function: transmembrane transporter activity. The record is from RefSeq and is a predicted model, not a curated record. The coding region runs from base 17 to 1693 and encodes 558 amino acids. NCBI's taxonomy places the organism in Eukaryota, Metazoa, Arthropoda, Insecta, Diptera, Glossinidae.
AAAGAAAAAUUUUGAUAUGAAAAUGAAUUCAUUAAAAGAUAAUGAAAUCCAGGCCUCUGAUAUGGACGAGAGCGCUAAAGAGAAUUUACUGCCAGUAACUGUACAAGAAGUGAGUGUACAAGAAAGUGGUGUCGUGGAUAAUGAUAAAAAGAAACGUCCCGAUGAAUCGAUUCCUUAUUCAGAGGCUUUGGAAAGAACAAAGUUUGGUAGAUUUAAUUAUUAUAUCAUCAUAUUAUCGGGUUUGGUAUUAUCUAAUGUUCUGUUGGAAACAUCUGGCGUAGCUUUCAUUAUGCCGGUCGCUCAGUGUGAUCUUGGGUUAACGAAUUUCCGAAAAGGUUUACUAAGUGCUAUCGGUUAUGUGGGAAUGAUUUUAAGUUCACAUCUAUGGGGUUUUCUAGCUGAUACAAAAGGUCGUCGCCGCGUUAUACGGCCAACAAUUUUGGCUUCAUUUGUUGUCACUUUAUUUUCUAGUUUUGCUACAAAUUUUUGGUUAAUCCUAAUUUUACGGCUACUCAACGGAUUCUUCAUAUCCGGUGGUUCGGCUACAAUCUAUGCUUACUUAGGUGAAUUUCAUAUGGAUCGUACACGUUCCCGGGCAAUGAUGGGCUCAGCAUUUAUAUUUGCCUUAGGUGCCAUGUGUAUGCCAUUCUUGGCAUUCAUAGUCAUAAAUCAAGACUGGUCUUUCCCAUUACCAUUCUUGGGUAUUAUUUACAAGCCUUGGCGUUUAUUUAUCAUUGUUUGCGGUAUAACUGGUCUAUUUUGCGGACUUUCUUUAUACUAUUUGCCUGAAAGUCCCAAAUAUUUACUUUCCGCUAAAAGAGAAGAAGAAGCUAAGCAAGUACUACAGAAGAUAUAUCGCAUAAAUUGUGGUAAAGAUGAAUUGAAGUUGCCUCACUUAUUGCCAGAAGAUGAUUGUGCCGAAAUCAAAAUAGCUAUGAAAAGUUCAAGUUUAUUGAAAACUUUUCUGAAUACGAUGUGGAAUCAAACAACUCCAUUAUUCCAUAAAAAGUAUUUACGUUCCACUCUGAUUGUGUGCACAACGCAAUUUUGGAUUUACCUCAUUGUUAACGGUCUGUAUAUGUGGUUUCCUCAUAUAAUCAAUUCAAUGAGUGAAUUUAUGAAUACUCAUCCCGGUGAAAAUAAACUAUUAUGUCAAAUUGUUUAUGACAAAGAUGAAUUUCUCUAUCAUAACGAUGGUUCAAUGGAAUGCACUAACAAAUUGGAGGAUACGACAUUCAUGUAUUCACUUUUAAUGGAAAUUUUAUAUGCAUCAUCGUUCGCCUUUUUAGGUUUAAUUAUAAAUCGCAUCGGAAAGAUAACGAUAUUAUUUAUAAUUAUUGUUUUCUUUACCUCUUGUGGUUUGGUUGCUGUUUGGCUGCCUUACACGCCAGUGGCGGCUAUCUUUUACGUUUUACUAUUUCUUGUAGGCGUAGCUAUAAAUGUUUUAGGAGCUGCCACAGUCGAGCUAUAUCCUACUCAAUUAAGGGCGAUGGCGAUGUGCAUAUCAUUGAUGAUGGGUCGCGUUGGCAGUGUUGUGGGUACGAAUUUUGUUGGUGCUCUUUUGUCUAGUUACUGUGAAUUAACGUUCUAUAUAUCCUGCUUUGCAAUGAUAUCGUGCGCCUUUCUAAUAUUAUUCUUACCAAAGAGUAUUAAAGAUAAAACCGGUAAAGAAUCGAAUUCGAAUGAAUGUUAGUUUCAUUUCGGUUUUUUUAAGUGUACUUAAGUUUUUAAUUUAUUGUUAGUAUUGCUUUUACACUUAAUUAUCUAUUUUAUAUAAAUAUGUUCGAAGGUGGCGCAUAGAUUUAAUAAUAAUUUGUACAGUUUUAGAAA